UGCUGCCAACGCAGCUUAGAUUCCGGUUGCAACUUACAAGCCCUUUCGUCCCCUUUCUUUCCACCGGCAGAAGAAGCUGACACUCGCAUGUCCUCGACAAUGGAGGAACCCCUCCAACCCCAUCUCUGAAACGACCCAAAAUAAUGGACAGACACAUACAGGUUCUUCUGAAUAAAAUCUCAUGCGUUUCCAUCACCAUCGCUACCUUUACUCUCCUCCUCGUCUUCCUCCAAAUCCCUGACACCUGCGUCCCUGAGGCGGCCCCGCCGCCCCCGGCGGCCACCUCCCACAAAUCUCUCAACAACCGCCGGUUCCCCAAGUCCUCCUGCGAUUUCUCCCACCGCGAGCACGUCUCCAUUGAAAAGAAAAACAAGCGCAUUUGGUCUACCAAAGCCUGGGCCCAUACCCUCUCCUCCUACACUCUAUUCUUUCGAGAUCUCAACCUCCUCGGCAACCACUCCAAGGUCCUCUGCGUCUCCGCAGGUCCUGGACACGCUGUCAUGGCUCUGACCCAGCUUGGCGUCGCCGACGUCACGGGCAUCGAAGUUAUCGAUUCGCCCCCGCUCGUUAACAAAGCCGAUCCCCAUAAUUUACCCUUUUUCGAUCACGUUUUUGAUUUGGCGUUUACUGCAAAUUUUCCGGAGGCUUUGUUUCCGGCACGGUUAAUCUCCGAGAUGGAGCGCACGGUUAGGCCUGGCGGGUUUUGCGUGCUUGCGGUGCAGGAUUGUUCAGAUGAGGAUGUGAGGGAGAUUGUAGGGUUGUUUCGACGGGCAAAGUUGGUUAGUGCUGUGAAUGUUACAUUGAUUGGGUUGAAAAUGGCAAGGAUUAUAAUGAGAAUUACAAUUCCUUCUUGAUU
Molecule: messenger RNA, 856 nt
Organism: Malania oleifera
Lineage: Eukaryota; Viridiplantae; Streptophyta; Magnoliopsida; Santalales; Ximeniaceae
Exons: 1
Coding region: 144-854 (236 amino acids)
Molecular function (GO): S-adenosylmethionine-dependent methyltransferase activity
Source: RefSeq, a predicted model, not a curated record